Molecule: messenger RNA, 1769 nt
Organism: Caenorhabditis sp. 36 PRJEB53466
Lineage: Eukaryota; Metazoa; Nematoda; Chromadorea; Rhabditida; Rhabditidae
Source: the annotation of a GenBank genome assembly
AUGAAUCGGACGUUCUCGCUGCGCAGAAAAGUGAAAAAGUCGGAGAUCUCGACGCCCAGCAACUUUGAGCAUAGAAUACACGCCGGUUUUGAUUCGCGCACAGGCACUUAUACCGGUUUGCCGAAGGUGAGUGUCAGAAUCUGUUCAGAAAAUGGCAAUGCAAAUGAAUCUUACAGCAAUGGCAGGCACUUCUCGGACCGCCGCGAUCGAUUUCACGGCCCAAACCGAUGGUCGACCCGUCAUGCAUCACUCCCGUCGAUGUGGCCGAACUGAAAACCGUCAUACGUGGACCUUCUUCUAGGUGAAAAAAGUAAUUGUGUCUAGUUUACUCAUGUUUUCCUUUUACAGGUACAAUACCCCACUCCCCUUCGACAAAUCGGUAAACUCGACGCUCCCGAGUGUUGCGAGAAGCAACAGUCUUCGAAUAUCAGCUACUUCUUCACCAGUCGUCAAUGUUUCCGCCGCUCGACAGUCAUUCCGCCCGUCUCUUCCGCCCGUCAGCCAACGCGGAUAUCCAUUCAACGAUCCGAGCUAUGCUCCCUUGCCGCUCCGGAAUCAGAGACCGCCAACCGCGACCACAACGACGUUCGGAGUGGAAAGUCCGCGGCCAUCCCAUCAGAUCACGACGAUAGUGGCGGCGUCACCUUCGCGGACGGCGCCUCCGCAGAUUCAACAUCAGGCGAGACCCCCGGGUACUCCGACCACUCCUCGACAACCUCCAAAGUGUGCGGAAGGCGUUAGUGAUGAAGAAUUCCGAAACGCUCUGAAAUUCGUCGUGGACAGUGUUGAUCCACGUGCGGACCUCACAGAUUACAAGCAGAUCGGAGAAGGAUCGACGGGAGUUGUCGAGGCGGCGUUCAAAGUGUCCACCAAGCAGAUUGUGGCGGUGAAACGGAUGAAUUUGAAAAAGCAGCAGAGAAGAGAGCUUCUGUUUAAUGAAGUGUCGAUUCUCCGACAAUAUCAACAUCCGAACAUUGUUCGCUUCUUCUCUUCGCAUCUUGUCGGCGAGGAGUUGUGGGUUGUGAUGGAGUUUAUGGAGGGCGGAUCGCUGACGGACAUUGUGACGGCCACUCGGAUGACCGAACCGCAGAUCGCCACCAUUUCAAGACAAGUCCUCGAGGCUCUCGACUUUUUGCACGCCAGAAAAGUUAUUCAUCGGUACUCGAAACUUGUUUUUUGAAUAAUACCUUCCAUGAUCAAUAUUUUCCAGAGAUAUAAAAAGUGAUUCGAUCCUUUUGAAGCGCGACGGAACUGUCAAACUGACAGAUUUCGGGUUCUGUGGUCAGCUAUCCGAAGAAGUACCACGUCGGCGGUCCCUUGUGGGCACACCGUACUGGACGGCGGCCGAGGUGAUCGCCCGUGAACCGUACGAUACUCGCGCCGACAUCUGGUCGUUCGGAGUGAUGCUCAUCGAGAUGGUCGAAGGGGAACCGCCGUUCUUUAACGAUCAGCCGUUCCAGGCGAUGAAGAAGAUACGCGACGAGCCGGAAGCGAGAUUUAGUAGGCAUGCGAAAGUAAGCGAUCAGUUGUUCCCAUUUUGUUUACCGUUUUUUUUCCAGGUCUCUCCGGAACUUGCGGAUCUGCUCGCCCACUGCGUCGUCAAGGACGUCUCGCACCGCUGGUCCGCCCGAGAUCUCCUCCGCCAUACGUUCUUCGCAAAAGCCCAACAUUCGUCCGUGAUCGCUCCGCUCCUCCUUCAACUUCAGGGCAAUGCGAUGAACGGAAACGCCCACACUUCCUCCUCCCAAAUGUCUACAAUAAUACAGUAA